Saimiri boliviensis boliviensis (Bolivian squirrel monkey) is the source of this 3056-nucleotide messenger RNA. It is a transcript of the gene COP1, whose product is annotated as COP1 E3 ubiquitin ligase. The record is from RefSeq and is a predicted model, not a curated record. Gene Ontology annotation, molecular function: protein binding; ubiquitin protein ligase activity. Gene Ontology annotation, biological process: proteasome-mediated ubiquitin-dependent protein catabolic process. NCBI's taxonomy places the organism in Eukaryota, Metazoa, Chordata, Mammalia, Primates, Cebidae.
CCUCUAUCAUUCAUUCUACUUUCCUCAACCCUUUCACUGCAUGAAGACGGCCUACCCCCUGGCACGUCACGAAAGAAAACGGUUUGGGACGGAGAGACUCCCUUUGCCAGGGAGCCCCGUCCUCGAGGGCGUGCCUUCGGUGUCUCAGCGCAGCCCGGUUGCGUCCCCAGUUGUAUCCCCCGCCGCGCCCGCCCCUUCCGCCGCUCGCGCGCGCGCGCACGGUCGGCCACGGCGCGCCGGGGUUGGCUGCGGCGGGGACCGCGGCGGCGGCGGCGGCCCGGACAGCCGUGGUGCCUUCUACUCCCCUUUUUAGUUUCUUCCGCCCCCUCCCGUCGGACGCUGUGGUGUGGCUGCCUUGAAAAAACGCAACUUUAUUGUUCCUCGGCCCGACCUCCCGGCGCGGCGGGCGUCCUCAAGAUGCACUGGGGCUGAGGGGAGGGGAGGCGGCGGAGGGUCGAGGUCGCGGUCCCUCUCCUCCGAGCGCCGGGCCGGAGGGGAGGGAGUCACGAUGUCUGGGAGCCGCCAGGCCGGGUCGGGCUCCGCUGGGACAAGCCCCGGCUCCUCGGCGGCCUCCUCGGUGACUUCCGCCUCCUCGUCCUUAUCCUCUUCCCCGUCGCCGCCUUCCGUGGCGGCUUCGGCUGCGGCGCCGGUGUCGGGUGGGGCGGCCCAGGCCGCCGGCUCCGGCGGCCUCGGGGGCCCGGUGCGGCCUGUGUUGGUGGCGCCGGCCGUGUCGGGCAGCGGCGGCGGGGCGGUGUCCACGGGCCUGUCCCGGCACAGCUGCGCGGCCAGGCCCAGUGCCGGCGUAGGAGGCAGCAGCUCCAGCCUGGGCGGCGGCAGCAGGAAGCGACCUCUGCUCGCCCCCCUCUGCAACGGGCUCAUCAACUCCUACGAGGACAAAAGCAACGACUUCGUAUGCCCCAUCUGCUUUGAUAUGAUUGAAGAAGCAUACAUGACAAAAUGUGGCCACAGCUUUUGCUACAAGUGUAUUCAUCAGAGUUUGGAGGACAAUAAUAGAUGUCCCAAGUGUAACUAUGUUGUGGACAAUAUUGACCAUCUGUAUCCUAAUUUCUUGGUGAAUGAGCUCAUUCUCAAACAGAAGCAAAGAUGUGAGGAAAAGAGGUUCAAAUUGGACCACUCAGUGAGUAGCACCAAUGGCCACAGGUGGCAGAUAUUUCAAGACCUGUUGGGAACUGACCAAGAUAACCUUGAUUUGGCCAAUGUCAAUCUUAUGUUGGAGUUACUAGUGCAGAAGAAGAAACAACUGGAAGCAGAAUCUCAUGCAGCCCAACUACAGAUUCUUAUGGAAUUCCUCAAGGUUGCAAGAAGAAAUAAGAGAGAGCAACUGGAACAGAUCCAGAAGGAGCUAAGUGUUUUGGAAGAGGAUAUUAAGAGAGUGGAAGAAAUGAGUGGCUUAUAUUCUCCUGUCAGUGAGGAUAGCACAGUGCCGCAAUUUGAAGCUCCUUCUCCAUCACACAGUAGUAUUAUUGAUUCCACAGAAUACAGCCAACCUCCAGGUUUCAGUGGCAGUUCUCAGCUGCCUGAGACUUCUUCAUGUGGUUGUAUGACAAAGAAACAGCCUUGGUAUAAUAGCACAUUAGCAUCAAGACGAAAACGACUUACUGCUCAUUUUGAAGACCUGGAGCAGUGUUACUUUUCUACAAGGAUGUCUCGUAUCUCAGAUGACAGUCGAACUGCAAGCCAGUUGGAUGAAUUUCAGGAAUGCUUGUCCAAGUUUACUCGAUAUAAUUCAGUACGACCUUUAGCCACAUUGUCAUAUGCUAGUGAUCUCUAUAAUGGUUCCAGUAUAGUCUCUAGUAUUGAAUUUGACCGGGAUUGUGACUAUUUUGCGAUUGCUGGGGUUACAAAGAAGAUUAAAGUUUAUGAAUAUGGCACCGUCAUCCAGGAUGCAGUGGAUAUUCAUUACCCUGAAAAUGAAAUGACCUGCAAUUCCAAAAUCAGCUGUAUCAGUUGGAGUAGUUACCAUAAGAACCUGUUAGCUAGCAGUGAUUAUGAAGGCACUGUUAUUUUAUGGGAUGGAUUCACCGGACAGAGGUCAAAGGUCUAUCAGGAGCAUGAGAAGAGGUGUUGGAGUGUUGACUUCAAUUUGAUGGAUCCUAAACUCUUGGCUUCAGGUUCUGAUGAUGCAAAAGUGAAGCUGUGGUCCACCAAUCUAGACAACUCAGUGGCAAGCAUUGAGGCGAAGGCUAACGUGUGUUGUGUUAAAUUCAGCCCCUCUUCCAGAUACCAUUUGGCUUUCGGCUGUGCAGAUCACUGUGUCCACUACUAUGAUCUUCGUAACACUAAACAGCCAAUCAUGGUAUUCAAAGGACACCGAAAAGCAGUCUCUUAUGCAAAGUUUGUGAGUGGUGAGGAAAUUGUCUCUGCCUCAACAGACAGUCAGCUAAAACUGUGGAAUGUAGGGAAACCAUACUGCCUACGUUCCUUCAAGGGUCAUAUCAAUGAAAAAAACUUUGUAGGCCUGGCUUCCAAUGGAGAUUAUAUAGCUUGCGGAAGUGAGAAUAACUCUCUCUACCUGUACUAUAAAGGACUUUCUAAGACUUUGCUAACUUUUAAGUUUGAUACAGUCAAAAGUGUUCUGGACAAAGACCGAAAAGAAGAUGAUACAAAUGAAUUUGUUAGUGCUGUGUGCUGGAGGGCACUACCAGAUGGGGAAUCCAAUGUGCUGAUUGCUGCUAACAGUCAGGGUACAAUUAAGGUGCUAGAAUUGGUAUGAAGGGUUUACUCAAGUCAAAUUGUACUUUAUCCUGCUGAAAUACAUCUGCAGCUGACAAUGAGAGAAGAAACAGAAAAUGUCAUGUGAUGUCUCUCCCCAAAGUCAUGGAUUUUUGAUUUAUUUUGAAUAUUUUUUCUUUUUCUCUUUUCCCUUCUUUAUGACCUUUGGGACAUUGGGAAUACCCAGCCAACUCUCCACCAUCAAUGUAACUCCAUGGACAUUGCUGCUCUUGGUGGUGUGGUUAUCUAAUUUUUGUGAUAGGGAAACAAAUUCUUUUGAAUAAAAAUAAAUUUAAAAAACAAUAAAAGUUUACUGAGCCACA